CAUGGCGGCGCCCUCGGCCCCGCGGCCGCCCCGGCCCCGCAAGGAGCCGCAGCCGCUCGUCAUCCCCAGGAGCGCGGCCGAGGAGCAGCGCCUCCGCCUCGAGCGCCUCAUGAGGAACCCGGAAAAGACUGUACCAAUUCCUGAAAAACUGAAUGAAUGGGCACCACGACCUCCCCCGGAGUUUGUCAGAGAUGUCAUGGGUUCCAGUGCUGGGGCUGGGAGCGGGGAGUUCCACGUGUACCGGCAUCUCCGUCGGCGGGAGUACCAGAGGCAAGAUUUCAUGGAUGCCAUGGCUGAGAAGCAAAGACUAGAUGAGGAAUUCCAGAAGAAACUGGAGAGGAAUAAGAUGGUUGCAGAAGAGCAAACAGCAAAACGCAGAAGGAAGCGCCAGAAGUUAAAAGAGAAGAAACUGCAAGCUAAGAAAAAUAAACUCGAACAAAAGAAGCAGGAAAAAGAACCUGGGCAAUCCCAAGAGCAAGGCAGCAGUGAGGAUGACGAAGAGGACAGCAAGGAGGAGGAAGAGAAGGAAGAUGAUGCUGAAGAGCCAAGUUUUGUGAUGGGAAGAGGAUGAGGCCUUCCAGGGACAGCUGGAAACACUGUUCAUUGCUUUAUAUUCAGGAGCAUGAAAGUCUUUCAUCUCAGCCAAGCAGAACCCAUUGGCGUACGUUACAUCUGCUUAACGGGGCAUGGCCUUCACGUCACAGGCCUGAGAGAAAAUGAUAGAGAAAUGCCAAAUAAGAGAUUUUUUUUCUUAAUUGCUUGUAUAACUGCUGUGCAGUCUGCUCUAAGUUUGCUCUAAAGAGUCAGCCAUAAGUCUCUAUGACCCUAGAGUUCUUUCUAAAAUGGCCCAGAGUGUUUUUCUGUCUGAAAGCUAAAACAUAACUAUUACCAUUUAAGGGGAAUAUUACUGUGAAGGCUACGUAUUCUACUUAUCUUGAAGCUAAGGUAGCAGUGGGAUACAUUAAUCUAGGGGAAGAGUUUAACCUGAAGUAGAAAAGUGGUCUGUAGCCAGACUCUCCUGCACUGUGAGUGUUCUGCGUUUGGGGUUUUGUAUGGGGUCAUCUCUAACCCAAAGAAAUCAGUUUAUGUUGCUAGACAAGUUCUAUAGAUUUUUAAUCUGGAUCCCUUUUUUAAUGCUAAAACUUUCCCUAUUGAUUUUCUUCCAUGUUUUCUAAAUUAAUAAAAGGGAUGUGUUGGAUUGUUCUGUCUUCUAUUUUUCUUUUUGGAAGAGGAUUUCAGUAAAAUAAAGAGAUGCUGCAGUGCUGCAGGAAGGGACAAAGAGAUCAAGUGAUGUGGUACACGAAAAUAUGGAAAAAGGUGUUAGCUGCAUGUCACUUACUUUCUGCUUUUGAAUUGGAACAAUACCUUUUCCCAAAGAUUGUGUGUAAAGCCUCCAAACUCUGUGGCAGAAAGGCUUGGAAUGGAAUCAUUUUGCUUGUGCUCAGCUUCCUGUGAUGACACCUGCCUUUCUCUCUGCUUGAGCGCUCUGCUUUGCACCUUGGAUUCCCCAGUAGGAAUCAUAACAUCCCUCUAUAUAUUUACUUAUUGGUGCUUAAAGCACAUGCAGUGGUGGUUUUACUUGUAACUCUGGUUUUUGUCUCUUCAAUGUAUCUUUAAUUAGAAGUGCCUGCUGGCUUUCAGACAUGCUCUUCCCAGAGCCUUGCAUCCAGAAUGUGGUGCUACUUCUUCUCAAGCCUCGGUUAGUGCCAAAUUAUUUUAAGCAAAAACAGCAAAAAGGGAGAAUCUCUUUUUAGAUUUUGCCUUUGUUGAAUAUUGCUGCCAGAAAUCCUGCAUUUUGUUUGAGCUGGCUUUAUGUAAUGGCUUCUCCAUGGUAUUACCAUGGUGGCUGGGAAGCAGAUGUGACCAAGUGCAAGUGAUGUUUGUGUUUAGUUCCCCUGUAUAUAUCUAAGGGCUUUAGAGCUGGAUAACUUCUGACCUGCCUUGUCCAUAUGCCUGCUGCCCACCCCAUUAGGGAUCUGCAUGGAACUGUUUUCUGCUCAAUCUCCACGGGGCCAGGUGCUGCCAGUUGUGGCAGCGUUUCAUUCAGAUGCAGGAUCCAUUUUCCCUGUGUGAGAUUAGCAUUGCUUCACAUGAAUCCCCCUUAGGGCAGGCAAACCCUGUCGAUACUGUGUUGUAGGAUGAGCCACAAAAAUGUGAGGGUUUUUUAUGGGCACAGAAGAACUGAGAGUCUCACAAAUCUUUAGAUGUUCUGCCUCUGAGCUGGUCAGGCCUUUGAGCUGAGUGAGUGCUGCUUGCAUUAAGCAGAGCAGAUGCUGCUGAGUGAGGACAUGCUUCCCUCAGCCAUGAGGAAGGUGAACUCGAGUUUGUCUUGGUGAUUGAACAAAUUCAGGUUGUGUGGCCUCAUCCUGCCUCCCUAAGAUGCCCACGCUGAAUUAUUCAUGCUGUGUUUUCCGGGAAUGCUGAGUUUGAAAUCCAUAAACAGCAAAGAGAGCAUGUUGGUGAAGGUGGCAUCUGCCUCGCGCUCUGUCUCGCCGGGGUGGCUGAGUGUAGCAGUAGGAACUGCAUUUGGUAGGUGUAGCUGUGAAUUCCCAUAAACACUCUGUUGUGGUUGUUCGUGGCAGUACGAGCUCGUUGAGAAUACAAAGCACUUCAAAGGCAGGUUUCAAGGGAUGUUUCUUCAUUUAGAAUAAAAUGCAAAUACUAUGUGACCUCAAAACGGGGAAAACCUCAUCCAUGGAGUAGAAAAGGGGAAGUGCUCCUGUGCAUAGUGAAAUCAGGAACAACUCUACAACUGAUUGCUAUUCCAAAUAGGGCACCAAGAAAUCAGUAAUAACUUACAGGCUUGAAACAGCCAAGGAGUUUGACCUGCUUACACUAAAUUCGUGCUCUGAGCUCUUUUCUAGAGGAGUCCCUCUCCUUUCUCUAAUGGAGAUUAACCCUCAAGGGCUAAAGUUGAUCUGUAUAUGUGUUUGUGCAAAUGUGGGCGCCUAAGAGACAGCAGUGUUUGUGCUGAAACCGAGCAGGGGUAUUCCUGCUCUCAGAGGUGAAAAGCACACUCAGGAUUACAUGUAUCUGUCUCUUUAUUCGGUUUUUAAGCAUUGUUUUCCUUUGUUCCCUCCCCCAGGCGGAAUUCAGGAAGAUGGGAUUACCCUGUUAUAAAGCUGACCCAUUGUGCUGCCUUUCAGCAUUUUCUUUAUCUCAUUUCCAGGGAAGGAACUCCCUCUCUUUCCCAUAAGGCUGUCCCUAUCCUUUUGAUGGGUUUAUACAGGAUUUCCUGCUGAGUCAAUAGCGGAGGAGAGCAGGGAGAUAGCAGUCGGGAUUCGCAGGGAGCCUGUGCUCAGCCGGAGGAGGUUCAGCCCGGCGGAGGCAGAGCAGCGCUGCCUUUUGACUUAUGUAAGUGGCGACUUUUUGCUGUAUAACUAAUAAUUGUAAUAAAAGCACAUUUGCAUCCCA
This is a messenger RNA of Lonchura striata (white-rumped munia), 3414 nucleotides long. It is a transcript of the gene PRKRIP1, whose product is annotated as PRKR interacting protein 1. Gene Ontology annotation, biological process: negative regulation of protein kinase activity. Gene Ontology annotation, cellular component: nucleolus. The record is from RefSeq and is a predicted model, not a curated record. Gene Ontology annotation, molecular function: protein kinase inhibitor activity; protein kinase binding; double-stranded RNA binding. Lineage: Eukaryota; Metazoa; Chordata; Aves; Passeriformes; Estrildidae.